Messenger RNA from Bombus terrestris (buff-tailed bumblebee), 5598 nucleotides. RefSeq lists its product as uncharacterized. Lineage: Eukaryota; Metazoa; Arthropoda; Insecta; Hymenoptera; Apidae. The transcript is spliced from 9 exons. The record is from RefSeq and is a predicted model, not a curated record. Bases 998 to 4126 code for a protein of 1042 amino acids.
CUAAAUCUUAAAAGGUUAAAUGACAGAAUUAUAAUAUUUCAGUUCCAUUUUACGUAACGUGUAUGUGAUAUAAACUUAUUUCAAAUUCUAAGAACAGCUGUAAGGUAACGAAUCGUUUUUAAGGAGCAGCCGUGCUGAGACACGUAUUUAAAUAUGAAAAUUCCGAAACAUAUCUUCGGGUAUCAUAGAAUGAGCUUGUCUCCUAUCACGGACAGCAUUUCAUUUCCUAAUCGUAAAUAUGUGGCGCCACUGUCGUCGGCAUUACCAACGUUCACUAUCGUAAAAGAUCUACUUCAAGGAAAUGUUUUCUUUGAACAUCCUGUGUUUCUGAAAAAUUUUUAAGCGUAGUUCAUAGUGAUUACACAAGAUAUGCGAACAAUGUUUGUAAAAAAAUUGUAAUAUAAAGCGAUAGGCUGUUUCACGUGGCACAUCUACCGGUUAUAAGCUUGGCGCGAAAACUUUCUUUCAAGGAGCGCAUCAGAUCCCUGGGCAUACAGCGCAGGAAGAGGGACAAAGACAGGAAGAAAGAGAAAGAGAGAAGAAUCGAGGGUACGGGCCAGGGGUGUCAGGGGAUCUCGAGCAACUUGGCACGUCCGUGUACGGAGGCAACAGUGCUGGUGGCAGCACAGACGCUCGUUGAUGAGCGAACAAUUCACUUUGGUGCGCGGUAUAGCGACGUUGUUUCGUCUGAUCGGUGUCGUGAAAUAAGGGUGUGCAUAUGUACCUAUGUAACGAACCGAUAAAAUAUGUCUAUGACAUUUUUAUCUGUUCGGUUUUCUUAAGUUAAAACGGUCAAGUGUUGUUGCGGUGGUACGAAGAGUUUGUUGGCUGGUGCGCGCCGUGCGUGCGGUUGAUCGGAGCGUAUACCGCUGUUCUCGUCAAUUUGGUGGGAGAGUGAGAGUGAGAGGGAGGAGGGUUUCCCGUCCUCCUCUUCUCUCGCUAAAAUCGGCCGAAUUUUUGAACAGGGAGGAAAAACGAAUAAUCUCAAUAGAAAAAUAUGGAGAUAUCGAAGAGUUUGCAAGAAGAAAUACUCACUGUGCAAACUAAACUGAAAAAUGCCAUACGCGAUCAUCAGAUCUGUGUGGGCAAAUUGAAGGAUGACCCGAACAAUACAGAUAUCCUUGGUCAGAUACAAAAGAUUCACUUGCACAUCGUAUCUCUGGGAAGGUGCCAGAAGCAAGUUGUCCAGCGGCUGCGCAAAGAGGUCGAAACAUUCAAAGCGGAGAACGCGAACGGGGCAAAAGUUUCCAUCGCGUCGCUUCUCGGAUUGAACAACAAUAAUCAUAUUACAAAUAACAAUGAAACAAAACUUAAGACCGGCAAUGACUUCACUACGAAGAGUUCGAAAGAGGACUACGAGGAGAUCGUUAGAAACGGGGAUAUUGUCUCGCCUACGCGGAAUCCCGCAUCUACCAAGGGACGGCCCAGUUCGGUGGAAACGAUUUCCGGUGAAGAUGACGUCAUUGAAGUUUCCAUGGACGAGAAUUCUAAUGAGAAAUCCGAGAAAGAAGAGUCAGAGGAGCGUAAAAUCGAAUCGACUGAAAAAAUUAAUUUUUUAAACGCUCUUGGUCUCAUUACUACUAAAAUGUGCGCCGAAUUACAAAACAAGAGGGCUGAAAGGAAACGUCGGAGUACUGCUAAUCCGCAAUUUGUAUAUUCCAGUCUUGAAGUGCCAACGAAACGAAAACGACACUCGUACCUGCAAUCUGGAAAUGUUCCGCAAACUCGUCAAACUACUGCUCGUAUGAACGGUCCAUCGCCACCUCCUGUAAAAGUUGUGACAACAAAGUCUACGUCACCACCAACGUCAAGGACAGUGAUGAAAUCUUUAAUACCGGUACAAAAGUCCACUACGAGGCCAAACAUACUUAGAAACGUAACGGAAAGUAAAGUUUUCCCUAAUAAGAACAAAGUUGAAAAUGGACCUAGUCAAACUCAAUUACCUGUAACUACCGUAAAGUCCGUUCAAUCGGUUGGCAGCAAGGCGGUUCAUAUACCUGGUUUACCUUCCAGCUUAACUAUUGAGAGAAUUAGCAGUGACUCAGCAGUCUGUAUAAGUUGUAGAAAUCCAGGUACCUUAACGGUAUGUGAAAAUUGUGCAUCGAAUUACCAUGUGUCUUGCCACUCCAUAUCACCAGCUCCAUCAAGAAUAUGCCCCAAAUGUGCGUUAAUAGACGAGGAAGAAAUUGGCGACGGAGACGAAGGGGAGGAGGGAGAUGAAGGACGCUCAUCUUUUAAAAAGGACGAGGAAUUCGCUACAGGAACGCACGCGACAGGAAUUAUUAGGAAAGCAAGAGAAGACGCAGAGAUCUAUAAAACGACUUGUGGACUUCAUAAAACUGAUGCAACUCAGAAAAAGCGGGGAUUCUCCUCUUCCAUCGGCAUCGGUCAACUUCCCUCCUCAACUUUCCUCAUCCCAAUCUCCUCCAAUAGCAUCAACCAAUCAGACGUUGGGACUUCUACAACAAUCAACAGUGACUAUCGAGAAAGUUCCGUGCCCUACUCCUCCAUCGUGCUCAACCAGCUGCCCCGAUCGAGCAUCGCCUAUGUCGAUAGGACAGAACCACAAGUGUCCUACGCCUAUCAGCUACCAAUCACCAGUGUUCAGUCAGAAAAGCACCAAUCAUACCUUAUCGUUAAAAAAAUCACAGAACCAGCUAGAAGGGCAAAUCAAUCUUCCGAAGACCAAAAUCACGCCACAAUGCUCAACUACAAACUGCCAAUCACAUCAGGCUACAACUCUCGCAUUCAGACCGAAGUCUCCGACUCCUCUGUGCUCAUUGGUAAGCAAUUGCCUGACACCGUCGGUCGUAACCGCAAGAAGCAAACAAAUCGCGCAAUACCCGCCCUUAAUCGUAUCAUCGACACCGAAAAUCUCUCCAUCACAGCAAAAUACCAAUUGGAACGAACAACUCUCAAUGGAAGAAAGUCCAGAACCAGGCAGCCAAGAAAUAAGUUCGGUAUCAAUCAACUGCGAUCCACCAGAGCUACAGAAAUCCUAUUGCCUUCCUACGAUAGUACCGAAUCCGAUAAGCAGUUACAAAUUACAAAGUCAACCGAGCCAGAGGAAACAACUCUGUUCAAUAGUCGUCCAAAGUACAGGCCAAGAACCGGUGGUCUUCUCCACUCACUGUUCUCAGGCCAUAACAAGUCCUAUAUCCUCACCGAUAAUUCUCGAGAAUCACGAGACAUCGGUCCAGGUAACAAAGAUUUCUCAAUCGGGAGACAACAGCUGUAUCAUCAAAGCUACCAGUUGGAAUCAGGCGAACGAAACGAGCCCACCGUCCAAUUGCAACGUGGUGCCCUCACAAAAUUCUUCGAGCACGUGAAAUUGGAAGAAGCGCAUAUACCAGCGCCAUCUAGAGCAAAGCUAGUAUACAAAAGCGGUACUACUUCCGAAAGGAAUGAACUUGAAGUUACCGAAGUUGCCGACGAAGACACAAGUAGUAGCGAAUAUGCCACCAAGACACCCUUGGCAUCAAGCAAUUUCGAAGAUGAUUUCGUCGAUGGGGAGAUCAAACAGAAAAAUUGGCUCUCGAGCAAGAUCAUAGCAAAGAAAGGACAAAAGAAUGACAACUUAAUCAAGAGCGUUGAAUCGCAUGAUUCUGCUUCGAACUCGAUGACAUCGAACGACUUUAUCACGUAUGAACGUAAACACGGUAAUACGUAUGUUAGAGUCGAAUGUGAACCUGACGAUGAGGACGAUAAUGCAUUGACUGAUACGUUUCAAGAUGAUGUGACUUAUACGCGCAUCGGACCUCUGACAGAAAUUGUAUCAGAGAAUCGGAAGGAUCGAGAAGAUUCAGCAUCUCUGUGUAACGCACAAAACACUUUCUUGGAGCUUCGUAACGAGGUCUCAGUUCCUGAUGAUAAGGCUGAUUCCGAGAGACAAGACUUAUCUAGUGGCAGAUGUUCGACCAGCGCCAGCAACAGUAGCAGCACGAGCGACAGCGAUACUCCGGAACAAGCGAUGAAUGACUCCAUUAAGUACUCUCGACGAUUAUCCGGAAACGAUUAUAAGGAACGUUUGGGCAUUAAUGCUGUAUCCCCGGAGAAUAUGCAAGUCCUCGAGCAAUUUGAAUCAGCUAUGCUGGAAACAGGAUGUAGCAAUGCUGCCACUUGCUAGGGUUAGAUUAAAAUGCGGUGUGGACGCGUUGAUUAUGCUCAUUGCUGAAAAUUUUUCCUUUCGUCGAUGAAAUUGACUAUUUCUCAAACACUAAGUUUUUUUCGUUUAAAGAGAAAACACUUUUGAGAUAAUUCGAAUUUGUAUGUUUAAGGUGGGUUAGAUUACUAGUAAUCGUUACUGAAUUUCUUAGGCAGUUCCUACUUUUUAUACUGUCUCGAGAAACAUUGCAAUUGUUCGUAUAUCAAUGUUCCGAUUAUAACAUUACGAUAAUAGUGGUAAUUAACUACCAUUAUAUUUCAAUUUAUAGAGAUAGAUUUUCUUAUUAUUCUGUUAGUUUUGUUAGCUAUCCUUUUAUUUAUUGAUUGUUGUUCAUCAGAUUUCUUGUCUUAAUCUUUUCGUAAUAAUUAACGAUGCACGAGGACCAAGUUUGAAUUUUUCCUAAUUCAGUAACACAAUUUGAUGAGAAGUUAAGGAAAAUCUUGAACCAUCUGUGUACAAUUAUACAGAUAGAACAUUAAUUCAAAUGGAUAAUGAAAAAUUGUGAAUUAUCAUGCGUAGUAAAAUUAUUUAUGUAAAAAUUUUACUAAGUUUUAAAACGCUUUAAACAUUGUUUCAUUGAUAUUUUCAAUCUCGAUGGGUAGGAAACACGCACAUAUCUGACAGAUACUGGGCGAUUUAUGAAAGGCUUAAAAAUAAGCCUAUGUACGUAAGUCGAGUCAUAUUACCAUACUGCCUUAAUAGUAAUUUAAAAACGAUACUUUUUACAAUAAUUUCUUAUGGAUAAGCUCGAGAAACGUGUACGACUCAAUAGACUGAUUUGAAUGUCGCCAUAUUGAAAUUAAGAAGAACGAAGAGGAAGAAAAGAUAAUCAAAAUGCAUUACCGUAAUCGAAAACAUAGACGUUAAGAUUGCGUGAACGUUAAGUAGAUAAAAAAGUUACUGAAGCAACUUGCUAUCUUAAUUUUAUGAUUUAGAUAGUUUCUUACGAACGAAGUAUAGGAAAAAGAACCGUGCUUUUUUUCUUUUUUGAAUACCUUACAUCGAAGUAAAUGUUUCGAUAAAGCUGAACGUUACUAUUAUUUUUAGCAUAUCGUUUAUCAAAUUCUUAAGCAUUUUCUUCGAUAAACAAAUGGUAGCAGUAUUUACUACAUUUCAGUCCGUGAUGUAGGCGGAUGUCUUUCAGCAGUUAGAUUGUGUCGAAUAUUACGAUUUAUAUAGCGGUGGAUUAAUCAGUAUAUUGCCGUUGAUAUAAUUUUUUUGAUCGAAAAUUGGGCGGUAAGCAGUCGAGUUCAUUAAUCUAUUUAUUCCGUUUUCGUUUACCCUCUUGCGGCAAUUACCGCCAGCUUGUCCAAUACAUUUAAGUAGUGUAUAAAACAAAAACAAAAAAAAAAAAGAAAUUGUUAUGCAAUGUAGGCAACGAGAUAAAAAUCGAAAUUCGUAUUUUUAUGAAUAAAGUGGAACUGAAAUAUAAA